AUGACUCAGGCGGCGAAGUAUGACCAAUUAUUUCCAACGAAGUGUCAUAAAGCCUUGGAACCUAAAGGCAUUAACCUAACACAGAUCAUCACGGAAACUAAUCCCAAGAUUUAUGACAACAUCCUGAACUCCUUCAUCGGGAUUGCCGCCGUACAAAUUGGUCUCACCGACGUCUUGAAGGCCAUUGGCAUUGAACCAGACUACAUUAUUGGUCACAGUGUAGGAGAAUUAGGUUGCGCAUACGCAGACGGCUGCCUCACAGCGGAACAAAUGAUUUUAUCAGCAUACAGCCGUGGUCUUGCAUUCAUUGAAACUCCCACCAUCAAGGGCGCGAUGGCUACUGUUGGAUUAGGAUAUAACCAGAUCAAACCCCUUUACCCGCCUGAAAUUGAAGUGGCCUGCCACAACAGCCCAGACUUCUGCACCAUCUCAGGUCCUGCUGACAUCAUUAAGACCGUCAUCACAAAGUCGGCGCAAAAGGGAAUCUUUGUUAAAGAAGUGCCUUGCUCUAACGUUGCUUACCACUCGAAAUACGUCGCUAAGGCUGGUGCAAACAUUCUGAAGUACCUCAAAGAAGUUAUUCCGAACCCGAAACCUGGCUCAGAAAAGUGGGUUUCAACGUCUGUUCCUCUGUCAUCUUUGAAGGACGCCAAGACUCUACUGUCCUCUGCCGAAUACCAUACCAACAACAUACUUAGCCCAGUUCUCUUCGAAGAGACAUCUCGUCUCAUCCAUCAAAAUGCUGUAACGAUUGAAAUAGCGCCCCAUAGCAUAGUCCAGACCAUAUUGCGGCGAUCACUACCAAAGGAUGUCAUCAAUGUAUCAUUAGCACUGGAGAACGAGGACAAUAUCACUGUUCUACUCAAUGCUUUAGGCCAACUUUUCCAAGCUGGUUUAAAUCCAAAACUGGCGAAUAUCUACCCACACAUACAAUUCCCAGUAUCACUUGGUACACCAAUGAUCUCACAUCUCGUCGAAUGGGAACACAGUGAGGACUGGUUUGCAACAUCAUUCCGGACCAAAGAGAAGACGAAGUGUGGAGAACGAGUAGUCACUGUCGCGUUAGAAAAUGAAGAUAAUGAAUACCUCAUUGGACACGUUGUUGAUGGUCGUAACCUAUAUCCCGCAACUGGUUACCUGGUUAUGGUAUGGGAGACGCUUGGUAUGAUGAUGGGUGAACUGAACACGGAAACAUCUGUGGUCUUCGAAAAUGUGCGAUUCCAACGCGCUAUGCCUAUACCAAAAGAGGGCAAUAUAGAGUUCAUUGUUAUGAUUCAAGAGGCCAGUGGUAACUUUGAAAUUGUAGAGAGCGGCGCGUCCAUUGUAUCCGGUCGUAUUUACGCCAAAAAGAACGUAGCACAGGAUUACCUCGUACUCAAACCUGCGCCCGAAACAACUGGACCUAAUGUUAAACACUUGCUUACGAAGGACUUCUACAAGGAAUUAAGACUGAGAGGCUACCAAUACAGCGGCUUAUUCCGUGGCGUCAUCGGUUGUAACACUGAAGGUACUCGUGGCCGUGUGGCUUGGGUCAAUAAUUGGGUCGCCUUCAUGGACUGCAUGUUGCAGCUUAAGAUAGUCGGCAACGACACCCGUGGUCUGUUUGUACCUACAAGAAUUGAGAAAAUCAGUAUAGACACCACUAUGCAUUACGACGCGGUCGCCAAUAUGAAUCUAAUAUCAGAUCGCCAAUCGUUUGAAAUACGGGUGUACCCAGAUGUGGAUGUUGUCAGGGGCGGUGGUGUUGAAAUACGUGGCCUCCACGCUUCUCCUAUCUCUAAGAAAAACCCUAUAGGUAUUCCAGUUUUGGAGAAGAACGAAUUUGUACCUAACUUUGGAAAUACUAAGAUGACGGUUGAAGAUAUUCUUAGAGCCGACAUACAACUCAUUUUAGAAAACAUCCAGAAUUAUAAAGUUAAAAGUAUUGAAUUGGUUGAUGAGGAAUACAAAAUAAAUGCCUACGAACCUAUCCUGGAAAAAGUCAGCAUAAUCCUUGAAGAUUUGCCACUUGUACAACCAGAAUUCUUACUUAUAUCUGAAGAAACUAUUGAAAUGCCAACACACAUAACCGUUGAAAACAAACAGCUAUCAGGAGAAAGUAACACUAUUCUAUUUAUUGGUGCUAAUCUCCUGAACAGGCCGGAGAUUCUACAACAAGCUGUAUCUACACUCCGAGACAAAUGUUUCUUAUUGAGUCGUGAAAAGGAACGCCCCAACCCUAAAGACCACGCCGAUAAAUACGAUAUUAUUACUAUUCAAGAUACUGGCGUUGAAUACUUGGUCCUAUUUAGAAAAAGGGUUGGUGCCAAACUAGCAAAAUUCGUUCAUGUUAAAACAGCCGAUCAAUCAUACGCGUGGAUUGAACAAGUUAAAGAGGAAUUGAAGUUGGGCCAGAAAAUUGUCAUUUAUAACCAAGAUGAGCCACUCAACGGACUUUUGGGUCUUGUGAAUUGUUUAAGAAGGGAGCCGGGUGGUGAGGUUGUUUAUGGUCUGCUUAUUGCUGAUCCUUCUGCUCCAGCGUUUAAUCCUGAUUUGGAAUUCUAUGAAGAGCAGUUAGAUAAAGACUUGGCUGUGAACGUUUAUCAAGAUGGACAUUGGGGCACCUACCGUCAUUUAUUACUUGAAGAUCUUGAAACCAUUCGCGCAAACCACGGUUGCGUCAACUCAGUUACAAUUGGAGAUCUGUCUUCUCUAAAAUGGCUCGAAGGACCAAUAAGGGAAAACCAAAGUUUUAAGAACCCAGACAGCGUUCUUAUUCACGUUUAUACUUCAGCGCUGAACUUCCGUGACGUGAUGACGGCUAUGGGUCGAGUCACAGUAGAUGCCGUGGCUCAAGGACGUCUUGCACAGGAGUGCGUGCAAGGUUUCGAAACAGUCGGCAGAUUAUCUAAUGGAUCCCGUGUCAUGGCCAUGGUCCAUAACAGUGGUAUAGCGAAUAUGGUGGAAGGGAACAGAAAUCUCAUGUGGACUAUCCCAGACGAGUGGACAUUCGAGGAAGCUUGCACUGUACCCGUUGCUUACGGCACUGUUUAUUAUUCAAUGGUAAUGGUUGGUCAAUUAAAACCCGGGGAGAAGGUACUGAUACACGCGGGUUCUGGAGGUGUGGGUCAAGCAGCAAUCAAUGUCGCAUUGCACUAUGGCUGUGAAGUGUUCACUACUGUCGGAACGCCCGAAAAGAGAGAUUUCAUCAAGAAACUCUUCCCGCAACUUAAAGACAGCCAUAUCGGAAACUCGCGUGACAGCUCAUUUGAAGACAUGGUUCAACUCCAGACCAAAGGCACGGGAGUUGACAUGGUUCUCAACUCAUUGUCUGACGACAAACUUCAGGCAUCAAUCCGUUGUCUCGGCUUCCGCGGUCGCUUCAUAGAGAUUGGUGUCUACGACAUCAGUAACAACACUCCCAUCGGUAUGGACUUCUUCCAAAAAGAGACUUCCUUCCACGGCAUUCUGUUGAACUACAUCUUCGACCAGAGCAAGGAAUUCAUAAAGACGUUACAAGAUCUCCUAGUAACGGGAAUUGCAAGUGGUGCGGUCCGUCCCCUGACGUACUGUACGUUCCAGAAGAACGAAGUCGAAACUGCCUUUAGGUACAUGUCGGCCGGAAAGCACAUCGGAAAGGUAAUAAUUACGAUUCGGGAGGACGAACGCACAAGCAGCCCAGUAAAGCCCAAAAUCCUGCCUUUAGAUGUAUUUCCAAGAUACAUGUGUCAGGACGACAUGUGUUACGUUGUGGUGGGAGGUCUGGGUGGUUUCGGUCUGGAGUUAGCAGAUUGGCUUAUCCUUAGAGGGGCGAGAAAAGUGCUUCUCACGUCUAGAAGAGGCAUCUCUAAUGGUUACCAAUCAUUCAGAAUGAGGACAUGGGCUAGUUAUGGCGCUGAUGUGCAAAUUUCAACCCAUGACGUUACAACUGAAGAGGGUUGCGAAAAUAUGCUUAAAAUGGCAGCAGAAAUGGGCCCUGUAGAAGCAAUAUUUAACUUGGCCGUAAUUCUAAAAGAUUCCAUAUUCCAAAACCAAACCCCGGAGACUUUUAAGACCUCGUACGGACCCAAAGCUCAAGCUACAAUCCACCUUGAUAAACACUCAAGAAUACUAUGCCCGAAAUUAAAGGACUUUGUGAUUUUCUCAUCGGUGUCCUGUGGCCGUGGUAACGCUGGUCAAACUAACUAUGGAUUCUCUAAUUCGGUAAUGGAGAGGAUCUGCGAACUAAGGAAGAGAGAGGGUCUUCCAGCGCUAGCCGUACAAUGGGGAGCUGUCGGAGACGUGGGUUUAGUAGCAGAUAUGCAAGACAAGGACAUUCAAUUGGAGAUUGGCGGAACUCUCCAGCAAAGGAUCUCUUCUUGUCUCCUCUCUUUAGACAAGUUCCUUAAACAGGACGCUGCAAUCGUAUCAUCUAUUGUAGUUGCUGAAAAGAGGACUGGAAGAUCGGGAUGUGGAAACAUUGUGGACGCUGUCGCUCAAAUUAUGGGUAUUAAGAAUCUUAAGAUGGUUUCCCAACAAGUAUCACUUGCCGAGCUGGGUAUGGACAGUAUGACGGCAGUGGAAAUCAAACAGACACUUGAGAGAGAAUUUGAAGUCUUCCUGACUGCUCAAGACAUUAGAACUUUAACAUUUGCCAAAUUAGUAGAGUUAACAGCACAAAGAGAAGAAGCUACGACAAUUCAGACGAUUGCUGUUCAACCGGUUAUCUCCGAUGCUGCAGUUGGUAUGAAAGUUCUGAUGAGAAACUUUGGUGAUGAAAAGGACAUUUCAGAGCCCUUCAUAUUCAUGCCGACGUUAGUUAGCGAUGGCACUGAGUCUGAUGUAAUCAUAAACAAGGACGAAAAAGUAAUGUUCCUGUUACCGGGUCUUGAAGGAACGGCCUCUACCAUGAUACCGCUUUGCAAGAGGCUCAAAAUUAAGUGUUGCGUCCUACAAUAUGGCACAGAGAAUAAAAACGAGGACAUCGAUAGUAUGGUCGAGAGACUUUACGAGACGGUCAAACUUCGACUUAACCCAGGAGCGCAAUUUACACUUCUUGGAUACAGUUUUGGUUCCUCGCUUGCUUUGAAGCUUACGGCCAGACUCGAAAAUGAAGGUCAUCAAGGUUCGUUAUUCAUUGUCGACGGUUCACCCGAUUUCUUAUACGGGUUUCUCUCUAUGUUAAUGGACAUUCAAAAUGACACUCAGCUUCAGAACAGUCUUAUUUGUAACGUAAUUGACUUGGUAGCUCCCAACAACGAAAUCCCAGAUCUCAUGGAAAGACUUAAUGAAAUCGAGACAUAUGAUGAUAGAAUCCAGUACGCCGUAAAGGCAUGCCCUGCCCAACACAAUUACUCCAAUAAAUUCAUUACUGACAUCUCAAUUGCCUGCUUUAAUAGAAUGAAAAUAAUUAUCAACUUAAAAACUAUAAGUUUCAAGAAACUUAAAACGCCUAUCACCCUUCUUCGUCCUAAAAAAACUCCAUCGUUGCUUGCAAUUGAAGAGAACUACGGUUUAGACAAUUUUACGGAAGGUAAUGUCACCGUACACUUAUUGGAAGGCAAUCAUCAUUCUAUACUGGAAAACAAAGACUGUGCUACCAUUAUUAAUGCAGAGUUAUUAACAAACGACUCGUCAAACACGAAGGCAGAAAGCAAUGUUGUGACCAAUAUGAUAGAAAAAGAACGCUCUCUUCAAGUUUAA
This is a messenger RNA of Pieris macdunnoughi, 5661 nucleotides long. NCBI's taxonomy places the organism in Eukaryota, Metazoa, Arthropoda, Insecta, Lepidoptera, Pieridae. The record is from the annotation of a GenBank genome assembly.